Messenger RNA from Carassius carassius (crucian carp), 769 nucleotides. Its product is annotated as CD209 antigen-like protein C. The record is from RefSeq and is a predicted model, not a curated record. Bases 30 to 701 code for a protein of 223 amino acids. NCBI's taxonomy places the organism in Eukaryota, Metazoa, Chordata, Actinopteri, Cypriniformes, Cyprinidae. The transcript has 5 exons.
UCUACGUCAGUGCAGAGGCUGUAAGAGACAUGAAACAUAAGAAAGAGACAGAAGACUUCAACACAGAAGAACCCCAAACACCUCGACACACAGAAGACUUCAACACAGAGGAACCCCGAACACCUCGACACACAGGAAGUGAUGGUGUGACGAUCUCCAGAGCAGCUGGUGUGUGUUUGGGGCUGGUGUGUGUUCUUCUGCUGACUGCAGUCAUAGUGUUGUGUGUCAUCUUCACUCAAGAGAGACAACAGCUACUUACUAAGAUCACCAACCUCACAGAAGAGAGAGACCAGUUGAAAUCAGAAAGAAAAGAUCUUCUGAAGAAGUUUGCGGAUGGAUGGAAGUGCCAUCAAUCCAGUCUUUACUUCUUUUCCUCUGAGACGAAGAACUGGACUGACAGCAGAAGAUACUGUACAGAGAGAGAAACAGAUCUGAUCAUCAUCAACAACAGAGAGGAACAAGAUUUUGUGAAGAAUAUUUGUGGUUCUGAUCCUUUCUGGAUUGGUUUGACUGAUAUUGAAGUGGAGGACAGAUGGAAAUGGGUUGAUGGCAGCACACUGACCUCUGAGUUCUGGGCGUCUGGAGAGCCAAACAACUAUCAGGGAAACGAAGACUGUGCUAAUACUCUUUCAUCAGGAUGGUUUGAUACUCAUUGUAAUACUAGUAUUAAAUGGAUCUGUGAGAAGAGUGUUCUUAAAUGAUACAUUAUAAUAACAAUGUACGUAUAUACAUCAUGAAAAUAUAAUUAUGUCAGUAAUUUUACCUGUUU